Pungitius pungitius (ninespine stickleback) is the source of this 1766-nucleotide messenger RNA. RefSeq names its product teleost multiple tissue opsin 2b (gene tmtops2b). The record is from RefSeq and is a predicted model, not a curated record. NCBI's taxonomy places the organism in Eukaryota, Metazoa, Chordata, Actinopteri, Perciformes, Gasterosteidae. Gene Ontology annotation, molecular function: G protein-coupled photoreceptor activity. Gene Ontology annotation, cellular component: plasma membrane; photoreceptor outer segment. The transcript has 4 exons. Bases 534 to 1763 code for a protein of 409 amino acids. Gene Ontology annotation, biological process: phototransduction; cellular response to light stimulus; visual perception.
AGUCUCGGAAGCGGAGCAGAGGGCACUUUACGCAACACCGCAUCUUUCCUGAGCCGGACUGAGUGCGGAUUACAAUAAAUCUAAAAGUGGAACUCGGACAUGGCGCACUUGCCCGAACACAAAACUAUUUGGUGAAGGUUUAAAUGCAAUUAAAUGAAUAAGAACGGCCUUGACAACUAUUUCUAAAGCGUCGAGGGAACCUGGUGCACCCACUUCAAUGCGCUGAAUCCGAACAAGGGGACGCGUGAUGCGUUGAGGCAACAGGUGGCACUUUAUGGGCAUAAUGUGUUUUUUAGCCUUCGCAACGGGCACAGGUUCGUAGGGACGAGCUACCUGCUGCAUGCGCUCAACGGAAGUGGAGGAAUGUGCGUUUUGAAACACACGAAGCCCUGAGGUCCCGAUGUCCCAGAAGACAAAACAGCAUGGAGACAGAGCUACGCUGCUAUGCAAAAACUUAUUUCCACGUUCGUAAAGGACCCAAACGCGUGAGAACCAAAAACGGCUCCAGAGUGAAAGAAGACGAGCUCCGAUGAAUGGACAGCAGGAUGUUUUUUGGUCAGGCUGGUCUGAAUCACAGCUUCAACCUGAGCGAUGAGCGGGAGCUGCUGGACGCGUCGGCGGGCAGGGCGAAGCUCUCUCCGACGGGCUUCGUCGUGCUGUCCGUGAUGCUGGGCUUCAUCAUGACAUUCGGCUUCGUCAACAACCUCGUGGUGCUGCUUUUGUUUUGCAAAUUCAAGAAGCUGCGAACGCCGGUGAACAUGCUGCUGCUGAACAUCAGCGUGAGCGACAUGCUGGUGUGUUUGUUCGGCACCACUCUCAGCUUCGCCUCCAGCCUGCGGGGCAAGUGGCUGCUGGGGCGCAGCGGCUGCAGCUGGUACGGCUUCAUCAACUCCUGCUUCGGUAUCGUGUCGCUGAUCUCUCUGGUGAUCCUCUCCUACGACCGAUACAGCACUCUGACUGUAUACAACAAGGCUGGGCCCGACUAUCGCAAGCCGCUACUCGCUAUUGGGGGCUCCUGGCUGUACUCCUUGUUCUGGACAGUGCCCCCUCUGCUGGGCUGGAGCAGCUACGGCAUAGAGGGCGCAGGAACCAGUUGCUCUGUGUCCUGGACGGUUCAGACGGCCCAAUCUCACGCUUACAUCAUCUGCCUCUUUACGUUCUGCCUGGGUCUACCCAUGCUGGUGAUGAUCUACUGCUAUAGUAGGCUGUUAUUGGCAGUCAAACAGGUGGGUAGGAUCCGAAAGACUGCAGCCCGCAGGAGGGAGUACCACAUACUCUUUAUGGUUCUGACUACAGCGGCGUGCUACAUGUUGUGCUGGGUGCCUUACGGCGUCGUGGCCAUGAUGGCGACAUUCGGCCCACCCAACAUCAUCAGUCCCGUGGCCAGCGUGGUGCCUUCACUGCUGGCCAAGAGCAGCACGGUCAUCAACCCGCUCAUCUACAUACUCAUGAAUAAACAGUUCUACAGGUGUUUCUUGAUCCUGUUUCACUGCGAUCACUGGUCAGCAGAGAACCACAACACCUCCAUGCCCUCCAAGACCACCGUGAUCCAUCUGAACCGCAGAGUCUGCAGUAACACGCUGGCUUGCACCGCCCAGGUCUCCACCGACGCCGUCAACCACUUCUGCAGCACCUCGGCCACCAAGCACACAAGCCCCCCCCUUCAAGGUCACGACCUGAGCCUGAAUAUCCCCAACAUGAUCCGACAGGAGAAACACAGUCAUGAUGAAGCAGCAAAGAAUCAGCAUGACUGCCUGACUUAGCCA